AUGACUAUUACGCAGUCACAUGAUGUCAUGGACGAGGAGGAUGUCGCAACGCAGGCUGUCUACUCGCCGUGGCACUCGCCGCUGAAUCUGGACCCCAACCGAUCGUCGUCGAGCAAGCUGACGAUAGUGCGCGUGCAAGACUCUUCGCCGUUCGGUUCGCCUGUCUCAUCGAUCUCGUCGAUCAGCCUCACAGAACCACCGUCGUCGCCGGUUCUGCACCACAGACGAUCCCACCGCCGCCCUGUCAGCACCUCCGCCAUCACCGGCCAGGACCCCUCUGCCCGCCUCAGCUUCGCCUUCUCGUCCUUUGCACCCUCUCCCCCGCCCCCAACCACCACCACCACCCGCCAGUCCGCCUCCAGCCCGUCCUCUUCCCCUCGUCUCCGGCCCUCUUCGCCGUCGUUCACCCGCCGACUCUCUGGCUCUGGCUCGUUCGCGUCCAAACCGAACCUCAGCGCAGACCAGCUCGUCGAGCUUGCACGGCAGUCGUCCAGUCCCCGGUACAUUACGCCGUCUGCUCCGUCCACGCCUGGCUCAGCAGGCCCCGUUGCUGGUCCGCAGACCGCCGCUCCCACGUUUACUGCGCUGCCUGUCGAUGUCUACCUGCCCUUCGUGGACCGUCCACAGGAGGUUUCGGUCCUUCUGUCCAGUGCCCCCACCGUCAAGCUCUUUUCUCUCCUCGCACAGACUUUCUCUGCAAAGCCAGACGAGCCCUCUGUCUCUCCUAUCUUCUCCGAUGCCUCCGACUUCCCCCCUAAUCCCCCCACGUGGUCCUUCGCUACCCUCCGUCUCUGGCUCACCACUGUCGACCGCGACUCCGCCCCAGAUGCUCUCUGGGUUCGCUCUGCUCGCAGAUGCAUCCUCGCCCAUUCAGAGCUCAUCUGGGAACGCAUGAAGGGUGCUCUUGGUGUCCCCCCUGAGCUCGAGCUCGACGACGACUGGGACGCCUGGGAUUCUGACAACGAACAGGCUAUAGUCGACUCUCCAUCCAAUCCUCCCCUCAUCGGCACCUUUGAUAUCGAUGACACCGAAGAUGUGACCACCCCACAUGCCAAAUCUCCCCCCGCAGACCCCAUCAUCUCACAGUCCGGUAACCUGGCUCUCUCUGUCUCUCCCUCUCCCUCUCCUCCCCCCUCCUCUCCGCCCUCGUAUCUCUCUAUCGAGCCUCUCUUCGCAACAAGCUGCCCACAAUCUACGACACCGUCCGGCAAUCCUCCUCCCCUUUCUCUCCCCUCUACUCAGAGUGAUCCAGGUGCUGGUUUGCAGGACAUCUCAGAAGACCAAGAAGACGACGACGACGCUCCAAACGAGGCUGCAAAUGCCAAAAAACUUGCAGAGGAAAAGGACCGCGAGGAUCGCGAACAACAAGUUCACGGACUCCGCAUUUCCACUUCCCCUCUUCCAUCCUCUCCCCUCGUCCCUAUCGUUCCAUUCUCUCCCGUUCAUGCAUACCGCACUCCGAGCCCUUCAGUCCCCUCUUCACCCUUGUUUUCCAAGCGUUUAUCCCGCACUUCAUCUCAUGGCUCCGUAUCUAGCUUGGGUGCACCCCGCACAUCCAGCAGUGCAGGAAUGUAUGGAUACACCCACCAUUACGGUUCUGACGCAGGCGGAGACAGUGGAAGUGAACGUGCUUACGAUCCAGUAGGUGAUCGAGUACCUGGAAACCCUUUGUUUCCAAGCAACUUUGCAAGGCUAGCCCUGGGGCCCACCUUGAGUGCAAAUAAUCCUUCCUUGCGGUCUUCGCGUCCACCACCCGCCCCUGCCUACUCUCGAUUCGCCCGUUUCGGUGGUCGCCCACCUAGCUGGGCCGAGGGGUGGGAUCCCGUGAAGCAAGAAUACGCAGUGACAGUUGCAAGCGGGAGUAGUGUUGGUAUUGGCGGUGGUGAAUAAUGCCAUUUGUGGAUAACUUUUGAUCAUAAAAAUGUAUACAGUAGAUAGGGCUGGCUUGUAUGUUUACAUCUUUUUUUCGGGCGGGAGCUAGUAGAAAUUCCAGGUCUUGUAAUUUUCUUCUUUUAGUUUUUCUCUCCUUCCAACCGUCUUCCUUUUGUUUCAAGUUGCCUUGUAGGGCUUGUUGUUCUGUAACUCUGUACAUACUCCACCAGUGGCUGAUAAUACACGCACAGCUCACUACUCUUAAAGUACGAUAUCUUCAAGUCGUGUUGAUGCUAUUACUUUCAUUGAUUC
Molecule: messenger RNA, 2184 nt
Organism: Serpula lacrymans var. lacrymans S7.9
Lineage: Eukaryota; Fungi; Basidiomycota; Agaricomycetes; Boletales; Serpulaceae
Exons: 5
Coding region: 1-1890 (629 amino acids)
Source: RefSeq, a predicted model, not a curated record